Molecule: messenger RNA, 629 nt
Organism: Grammomys surdaster
Lineage: Eukaryota; Metazoa; Chordata; Mammalia; Rodentia; Muridae
Product: D-dopachrome decarboxylase
Exons: 3
Coding region: 71-427 (118 amino acids)
Molecular function (GO): phenylpyruvate tautomerase activity
Source: RefSeq, a predicted model, not a curated record
AACCCCGACUGGCUCUCACCGCUCUCUAGGUGCAGUUACCGUUUGGGGAUCGCUCUCUUCUGCCGCUAACAUGCCUUUCAUUGAGUUGGAAACAAACUUGCCGGCUAGUCGCAUACCCGAGGGGCUGGAGAGCCGUCUGUGUGCGGCCGCAGCCACCAUCCUGGACAAACCCGAAGACCGCGUGAGCGUUAUGAUACGACCUGGCGUGACCUUGUUGAUGAACAAAUCCACAGAACCCUGCGCCCACCUUCGGGUUUCUUCCAUCGGUGUUGUGGGCACCGCGGAGCAGAACCGCGGCCACAGCUCUGGCUUCUUCAAGUUCCUCACCGAGGAGCUGUCUCUGAACCAGGACCGAAUCAUCAUCCGAUUCUUCCCCGUGGAGCCCUGGCAGAUUGGAAAGAAUGGAACUGUCGUGACAUUUCUGUGAUGGAAACAAAGAACCCAGGGCGUUUGCUUGAGCCUGUCCGGAGCCCUUCCAGAGAGGCCUCCUGGCAGAAUUGUGGCCUGGUAGAUACCACGCCAAGUCCCCCUUUUACAUAAAUAUCUGUGACUUCACUGGUCUUUUUUUCUCUUCCCCAGCCUCAUGAAUAGUAAAGGAGAAUAAAUAAAUGAAGAGAGCAUAAUUCAAA